GCUGGUGAGAGAAGAGUUUAGGCGCUUCUUCCUCAGAGCAUUUCCUACUGAUAGAGGUAGUUUAUUUGACUUUCCUCUGUCUGACCAUCCAUUUCACAAUGUCAAUGGCCAUUUAAAAAAUAAGGUUUUCCUUUUUCAUCCAGUUAUAACUCAUUGUUUUUAAACUGUGUGAGUUACAUGGCUGCUGGGUCUUCUCUAGGUAUCUCUCUGGAUAGGAAGAAAUAUAGUCGAACCCUUUGAAAAUGGAUAUUCUCACAUGUUUUUCUUCAGAUACAAAGCUGGCAGUCACUGAAAUAAGGACUUGAAGUUCCUUCCUCUUUUUUUAUGUCUUAAGACCAGGAAAUAAAGACUUUUGUGUGAAAAGUUUAGUUCGUUGUUUCUCCCAGAGACAGUUGAAGGUGUAGCCCCGACCACCUGAAAAAGAAAUCUUCAUCCUCUGAGGAAAGAUAUGUGAUUCACAUCUGGAAAAUAACUGAAGAAGAGAUUCUGUAGAUUCUCUCAGUGCUGCUGGGCUCUCAAUUCCUUUUGUGAAGGACGGUGUAUGGUGAUGAGGAAAUCAGAAGCUUUGAGACCCUCUACACCUGGAUAUGAAACCCCCUUCUAAUACUCACCAGAUAAGAAAACUGAAGUCCGGAAAGAACCUAAGUGACUUGACUGGAGUCACAAAAAAUGAAAAGGAUACUCAAGAAAGAGUUCUGCAUCUCAAAACUCUAUUCUGGCAACAGAAUGAAGUUACUGGAGUGAUGACAGGAACACAGGAGAACAAUGCUCUAUUUGGGCUGGAUAUUUCUUUCGCUUGUUGCAGGAGAAAGAAUUAAACAAUUUAAUAUUUCAGAUUGUUCCACAAAAAAGUUCCUUUGGACAUAUUCUACAAGGAGUGAAGAAGAAUUUGUCUUAUUUUGUGAUUUACCAAAGCAACAGAAAUCAUAUUUCUGCCACAGAAGUCGACUCUCACCAACACAAGGCCCUGAGCACCUACCCUUCACUGGCAGUAAGGACCUAUCUGAUAUCCAAUGGUACCGACAACCUUCGAAUGGUGAUCCAUUAGAGGACAUUAGAAAAAGCAAUCCUCACAUCAUUCAGGAAAAAUACACCCUUCGUUUUAGGACCCCAGGGGUGAAUAACGCUGGAUCAUAUAUUUGUAGACCCAAGAUGAUUAAGAGUCCCUAUCAUGUAGCCUGUUGUGUCAAGAUGAUUUUAGAAGUUAAGCCUCAGACAAAUGCAUCCUGUGAGAAUUCUGCAUCACAUAAGCAAGACCUACUUCUUGGGAGUAUUGGCUCCAUUUCUUGCCCCAGUCUCAGCUGCCAACGUGAUGCACAAAGUCGAGAGGUAAUCUGGUACCAGAAUGGAACCCUUCUCCCUAAGGAAAGGAGCAACCAAAUCACAGUGGAUGAAGUUUAUGACUAUCACCAGGGCAGAUAUGUAUGUGAUUACACGCUGUCGGAUACUGCAAGUUCAUGGACAGUCAGAGCUGUUGUUCAAGUGAGAACCAUUGUCGCAGACACUAAACUCAAACCAGAUAUUCUGGAUCCCAUCGAGAGCACACUGGAGGUAGAACUUGGAAGGCCUUUAAAUAUUAGCUGCAAAGCACUGUUUGGCUUUGAAAGGGUCUUUAAACCUGUCAUAAAAUGGUACAUCAAAGAUUCUGACCUGGAGUGGGAAGUCUCAGUACCUGAAGCGAAAAGUAUUGAAUCCACUGUAAAGGGUGAAAUCAUUGAGCGUGAUAUCGUCUUGGAAAAAGUGACUCAGCGUGAUCUUCGCAGGAAGUUUGUUUGCUUUGUCCAAAACUCCAUAGGAAACACAACCCAGUUCAUCCAACUGAAGGAAAAGAGAGGAGUGGUGCUCCUGUACAUCCUGCUCGGCACUGUCGGGACCCUGGUGGCCUUGCUGGCGGUGAGUGCCCUCCUCUACAGGCACUGGAUUGAAAUAGUUCUGUUGUACCGGACCUACCAGAGCAAGGACGAGACGCUCGGGGAUAAAAAGGAUUUUGAUGCUUUCGUGUCCUAUGCAAAAUCUAGCUCUUUUCAAAGUGAGGCCACUUCAUCUCUGAGUGAAGAACACUUGGCCCUGAGCCUAUUUCCUGAUGUUUUAGAAAACAAAUAUGGAUAUACCUUGUGUUUGCUUGAAAGAGAUGUGGCUCCAGGAGGAGUGUAUGCAGAAGACAUUGUGAGCAUUAUUAAGAGAAGCAGAAGAGGAAUAUUUAUCUUGAGCCCCAACUAUGUCAACGGACCCAGUGUCUUUGAACUACAAGCAGCAGUGAAUCUUGCCUUGAAUGAUCAAACACUGAAGCUCAUUUUAAUUAAGUUCUGUUACUUCCAAGAGCCAGAGUCUCUACCUCAUCUUGUGAAAAAAGCUCUCAGGGUUUUGCCCACAGUUGCAUGGAGAGGCUUAAAAUCAGUUCCUCCCAAUUCUAGGUUCUGGACCCAAAUGCGCUACCACAUGCCUGUGAAAAAACUCUCAAGGAUUCACGUGGAACCAGCUUAGAAUUACCUCUAGGAUUUUUCAGUGGAAAGGACUCAGUAAAACAGAAACCACUGGGAGGAGCUCCCAGCCUAAGAAAUAGUGAAAUGAGCCCGGGAGCCCCCUCCCAAUCCAAUCCCUCGGAUAAAGAUGUUGCUGGACAAAACUCACAGCUCUGUGUGUGUGUGUUCAGGCUUGAAAGAGUCUCCUGCCAGCACCAGCAAGCUUGAUGGACAGUGGAAUGGGAUUGAAACUGUGGUUUAGAGCCUUUGAUUUCCUGGACUGGACAGAGAGGGAGUGAAUUCUCUAGACUUUGGGUACUUUCAGUACACAACACCCCUAAGAUUUCCCAGUGGUCCAAGCAGAAUCAGAAAAUACAGCUACUUCUGCCUUGUGGCUAGGGACUGUCAUGUCUACCAUGUAUUGUGCAUAUGACUUUAUAUAUACUUGCAAUCAAACAAAUAUUAUUUUAUUAGAAA
This is a messenger RNA of Sapajus apella (tufted capuchin), 2939 nucleotides long. It is a transcript of the gene IL18RAP, whose product is annotated as interleukin 18 receptor accessory protein. Lineage: Eukaryota; Metazoa; Chordata; Mammalia; Primates; Cebidae. Gene Ontology annotation, biological process: interleukin-18-mediated signaling pathway. The coding region runs from base 766 to 2484 and encodes 572 amino acids. The transcript has 13 exons. The record is from RefSeq and is a predicted model, not a curated record. Gene Ontology annotation, molecular function: interleukin-18 receptor activity.